ACUAAUUACGAUUGGCAGAGAAAGAAAACAUUCACCAAUGAAAAUUGAUAAUGUAAAAAAGGAGGUUGGAAGUUUCACGUGAAUCCGCCUUAAGAUCAUCAUGUCAAGAAGGUUGGAUUAAAAAGAAGCCUUUCCGAUAUAUUUUUCUUCGAAUUGUCAUCAAAUUCGAAGCAACAUGUCUAUUAGACCGAUAUAUAGACCUAAAAUAGUCAAGAAGCGAACGAAAAAGUUCAUCCGGCAUCAAAGUGAUCGAUAUGAUAAACUAAAGAGAAACUGGCGUAAGCCUAAGGGUAUUGACAACAGAGUCAGAAGGCGCUUCAAGGGUCAAUAUUUGAUGCCCAAUAUCGGUUACGGAAGUAACAAAAAGACUCGUCAUAUGCUUCCUACUGGAUUCAAAAAAGUUUUGGUUCAUAACGUUAAGGAAUUGGAAGUUCUGAUGAUGCAGAAUAGAAAAUUCUGCGCUGAAAUCGCGCACGCAGUUAGCAGUAAAAAACGAAAAACAAUUGUAGAACGCGCUCAACAACUUUCAAUCCGCGUUACGAAUCCAAACGCUCGUUUACGUUCCGAGGAGAACGAAUAAAUAUUUGCUUUUUUACAAAUAUAAUUAUAAUUAAAAAAAAAAAUAUACGUUUUCUUUUCUUACAGAAAUCCUUUACAUAUUGUAUGCGUCGUUUAUUAAAUGGUAGAUAAUUUUUAAAUACUUUUGAUUAAUAGAAAAUAUGCAAAUUUAUAAUUAGCAAAAAUUUCAAUUUAAUUUUUUCAUUUCUAUUAUAGUAAUUUUAAAAUAAUCUGGAAAUUUUAUUAUUUAUAAACGUUUGUUUAGUUUAUAUUAUUAAUUUUUUUGCAUUAAAAAUAAAUAAGCUACAUUUAUUUUUUAA
Messenger RNA from Leptopilina boulardi, 878 nucleotides. RefSeq names its product 60S ribosomal protein L32 (gene RpL32). Gene Ontology annotation, biological process: translation. Gene Ontology annotation, molecular function: structural constituent of ribosome. The record is from RefSeq and is a predicted model, not a curated record. The transcript is spliced from 4 exons. NCBI's taxonomy places the organism in Eukaryota, Metazoa, Arthropoda, Insecta, Hymenoptera, Figitidae. The coding region runs from base 176 to 580 and encodes 134 amino acids. Gene Ontology annotation, cellular component: ribosome; cytosolic large ribosomal subunit.